AUGGUGAGAGUUCCAUGUUACCAUAUGGAGGGGGUAAAGAAGGGUCCAUGGAGUACAGAAGAGGACGACAAACUCCUCCAAUACAUACAUAAGCAUGGCCCUGGUAGUUGGCAUAAGCUUCCAAAACUUGCAGGCUUAUCGAGAUGUGGGAAAAGUUGCAGGCUACGUUGGAUGAACUAUUUGCAACCAAAUAUAAAGCGGGGGAAAUUUUCUGAAGAAGAAGAAAGGAUGAUACUGUUCUACCAUGGCAGGCUUGGAAACAAGUGGUCAGAAAUAGCGAAGAAUCUGCCAGGACGAACAGACAAUGACAUAAAAAACCAUUGGAAUACCCGUCUCAAGAAAAGAUUCAGAUACACAAUCCCACACAUGCCUUUUAAUCCUGCAUUAUCUUUAUAUUUUUCUGCUCUCAAUGCCCAAGCAAGAAUGGGCAGAAAUUUGUUGAACCUUGCUCUCACUAGAGAUUUUAACGUUGGCCUUAAUUUACUAAGCUCUCCAUUCCAAUCCAAUGACAUGGUAACAAGUUCCAUGUUACCAAAUUUUGUUGUUCACCAACAAUCUGAGCAUCCACCAUCAUAUAAUACACAAAGUUCAGAUGAGCAUUUUAUAAAAGAAGAUGAAGCGAUGCCAUAUUCAACAGCUUUAAGUGCUCAAAUUCUCAAUCAAACUGGUAGUAAUAAAUUGCUGCCAAAAGAAGAUGAAUCUGAUUUGCUCUGUAAUUGGGUAUCAAGUGCAUACAAUGGGUUUGAUGAAGCAGCAUCAGAUGUUUCUUCUUCUCCUUUGCUAUGCACAAAUGUCCAUGCAGCAUCAAGUCCAGAGGAGAUUUGGUGUAAUUUUACAGAUUUUUCAGGUGAUCCCAAGGAAGUACUAAGAAGUCCAGCGUCCACAGAUUUCAUGGGUAUGGAAGAUGACAAUUACUACUGGAGGAAUAUGUUAAACUUCGCGGACAAUAGCUCUGCAGCAACGAAAAAUUUCAUCACAGACUACUAA
Messenger RNA from Cryptomeria japonica (Japanese cedar), 987 nucleotides. RefSeq names its product transcription factor MYB41-like. The record is from RefSeq and is a predicted model, not a curated record. The transcript has 3 exons. NCBI's taxonomy places the organism in Eukaryota, Viridiplantae, Streptophyta, Pinopsida, Cupressales, Cupressaceae. The coding region runs from base 1 to 987 and encodes 328 amino acids.